AUGCGGCGCGUCUUCCUCCUCUUCCUUCUUCACCUCCUCGCCACCCUCGUCACGGCCGAUCGCGUCCAUCUUCCUCACGAUUAUCGAGACGAACGCCUGGACGACGACGACGACGCUUUGCAACGAGAGGAAUCCAUCGAUUAUUUCUCAUCCAGAAGAUUCCACGGCGUCGACGCCGCCGACGGCGGCUCGAGCGGGUGGAUUGAAAAAAUCAGCGAUUCGCCUCGAGCGUACGUCUUUCGCGAGUUUCUCACCGACGCGGAGUGCGAUCGGGUGAUCGAACGGGCGUAUCCCACGAUGGAGGCGUCGGAGGUGACGGAUGACGACUCGGGCGAGGCGCGCCCGGACGACGCGCGGAGCUCCAUCGGCGGAUGGGUCUCGGGCGAUGACGAUGAGGUGAUACGGAACAUAGAACUGAGAGCGUCGACGUGGGCGAUGUUACCGAUGAAUCGUGGAGAGACGAUGCAAGUGUUGAGGUACGAGAAGGGACAGAAAUACGACGCGCACGACGAUUUCUUCCACGACGAGCACAACGUGAAGAAUGGCGGACAGCGUGUGGCGACGAUUUUGAUGUACCUCAGCGACGUCGAAGAGGGUGGAGAGACGGUUUUUCCGUUGGGGACGCCUCUGGGAGGGAGAGAUCCGGAGAAGAGCGGGGUGACGGGGGAUAACGCGUGCGAGCUCGCGAGUCAAAACGACCCGCGGGUGUUGGCGGUGAAACCGCGGCGCGGGGACGCGCUUCUCUUCUUCAACGCGCAUUUGAGCGGUGAAAUGGAUGAAAAGGCGAAUCACGCCGGUUGUCCGGUCAAUCGUGGGACGAAGUGGACGAUGACGCGCUGGCAUCGAGUUGGAGCGAUCGGUGUCGGAACGUUCGCGUCGGAUCCGAAAGCAACCAGCGACUCUGAACAGCCACAUGCGCCCGCGGGAGAGCCUUAG
Molecule: messenger RNA, 936 nt
Organism: Ostreococcus tauri
Lineage: Eukaryota; Viridiplantae; Chlorophyta; Mamiellophyceae; Mamiellales; Bathycoccaceae
Product: Oxoglutarate/iron-dependent dioxygenase
Exons: 1
Coding region: 1-936 (311 amino acids)
Biological process (GO): peptidyl-proline hydroxylation to 4-hydroxy-L-proline
Cellular component (GO): endoplasmic reticulum
Molecular function (GO): L-ascorbic acid binding; procollagen-proline 4-dioxygenase activity; iron ion binding
Source: RefSeq, a predicted model, not a curated record